Messenger RNA from Talaromyces marneffei, 2031 nucleotides. RefSeq lists its product as uncharacterized. Lineage: Eukaryota; Fungi; Ascomycota; Eurotiomycetes; Eurotiales; Trichocomaceae. The coding region runs from base 1 to 2031 and encodes 676 amino acids. The record is from RefSeq and is a predicted model, not a curated record. The transcript has 5 exons.
AUGACAGAACCCGGGCAGUCCCUAGCAGCGCCUACGACCAUCCGUGGAUUAGCGUGGUGUGUCGCCGUACUGGCCGUCUACUACGCACGAUCAAGAGUAAAUACACACGAUACGUUCACAUACGACGGUGAGCAUUUCCCGCAUACUAUUCUUGUACUCCAUAGCCAGGGAGGUGGUAUGGUAAAUACGGCUAAAGCAGCUAGUGUCUCGCACGCAACCCUCGGACUGUCUGUCCUGGUUGUCUACUCAACCAGGCAGACCAGAAACCCGUUCAUUUACACUCAACACCCCCACCGCUACUACCACCACGAACGCUUGAGAUCGACAAAUAUGGCCGUCUCUAUUGCUGAUGACGACCUCUUUACUAGAGCCGUCUCUGGCUAUCGGGACGCCUUUUGGGACCGCAAUCAACAUCUUUCCGAAGCCGAACGAAAUAUUGCAUGGACCCAACGACUCAGCCAGUUUAUGACAGACGGAAACGCCUCGACUUCAAAAACCUCACCUGGACCGUCUCCGGAUAUUUUGGGAAAACGCACUCGACAAACACCACGGACAGUAGCUGAAGCUUCUUCUGUGAAGCGACGUGCACCCAGUGCGGAAUCUACCAGUCCAAAGCGAGCCGUCAAGACCGUCGCAACUUCGUCCGUCCCAUCGAUGGUCCGCUCACAAAGUCAACAAAUUCCAACACCUCCCAGACCGAUUGAAACACGCAGGCAAUCGACCGAGUCCUCUCUGUACAGGCACAGCAACGUAAAUGUAUUCGAGUACUCGCCAUCCGAAUACACACAGUGUUUGGAAGAUGUCAAUCAAGGUACCCCAAUUCUGCCCAUUUCUGAUAUGCAGCAGCAGCAACAGCAGCUAUUUCAACACGCUCAACAACCAUACCUAGCGUUGACUCAGAUGCAAGCCACUGAGAUGAGCCGUAGUACUACGACAGAUUCUAUAUCCGGAGGUCUAGACAUGUUCCGAUUCGAGUCCUCUACAGGAGCGAUGGAACAUGUCCCAGACCUCAGUCUUGAUUUUGUCCUACCAUCCGCUGUGGAUGUAGGGUUUUCUGUUUCUCCUUCUGCCAAUUGUAACAUGUCUCAUGUUGCAAUUGGGUCGUCUGAUUCUCUUUUAUUUUCUUCUUCUGCUCCUGUUUCUUUUUUGCCUCCACCUUCAUCUGCAUCUUUGGAGAUGAAGGCUUCUUUUUCCACCGAGAGCAACGCCUCGGGAGUGUCUAUGACACCGCAGUCCAAGACUGCACGGCGAAUUCUGAACACUGAACAAGUUCAAAAUACCCGUCUGAUUGCACCCAAGGUGCCGUCUACUAAAAAUAAUGUUGUCAAAAAGGACAAUCACCGGAUGAUUCGGAUUUCAUCUGAAGAUGGCACUUCAAAAGAAGUCGCAGCCAUCCCCAAGGCAUCUUUUCAACGGCCUCCUCGGCCCAAGACGUAUUGUCAUUUGUGUAGUGAUCAACCCGAGGGGUUUCACGGUGAACAUGAACUGCGUCGUCAUAUUGAGCGUGUUCAUUCGGUUGUUCGCAAAGUCUGGGUUUGCGUCGAUAUCUCCCCCGACAAGACCUUUCUUGCCAACUGCAAGGCUUGCCGAAAUGGCAAGCGGUACGGCGCAAACUACAACGCAGCUGCACACCUCCGACGCACGCAUUUCAAUCCCUGUCAACGUGGUCGCGGCGGUCGUGGCAAGGACAGUGAAAAGCGUGGCGGUAAGGGUGGUGGAAAUCUUCCGCCAAUGGAUGUAUUGAAGCAUUGGAUGGAGCAAAGGGAGGAAGUUGUUCUUGAGAAUGCUCCAUAUAUCGACGAGCCCGCUGACACUGCCACUGCCACUCUCACUGCGGCCAUGGUUCCCACGACAAAAACGGAAUAUCACGAAGAAAUCCCGACAACAGCGACAGAAUUCGACACAGCCAUUUUUACAUGGGAUCCCGCUACCGUAGCCAUGGGCAAUGAGUACAUGAAUUAUUACAUGAAUAACAGUACUCAGCCGUUGGUCGUCGGCGAAGAUCCGUAUCUUGUACAGACGGCUGUAUAG